AUGAGGAGCCAGAUUUGCCUUUUCGCCUUCCUCCUCUGCUGUUUAUCUGCGGCGCAAGGCUCCAUCUGGGCAUGGAUGCACUCUCUGCCGCACACUGCCAACGGGGUGCCACCUCGCAGGGACCCUGGGUCAUCAUCCGGCCAGGAGCUGACGGCGGCCGUGUGCAGCCACGAAAAAAACUGCCCCCGUGGAUUCUUCUGCGACCACCACUUUGGGCUCUGCCUGCCCUUCAGGCAAGAAGGCGAAUUCUGCCGACGGGAUGCCCACUGCGCCAGGGGACUUAGCUGUAUGUUUGGCAAAUGCCAGGAGACUCUGCCUGGCGGCCAGGAAGGUGCCCGCUGCCACCACGAUAAGGAUUGCUCGCCCGACGCCUGCUGUGCCCGCCAGCAUGGGGAGAAAGUCUGCAAGAAAAGGCUCCUUUUAGACGAAGGGUGCUACGUACCCGAAGGAGGGAUCGCAUUCAGCGUGAACCAGGUGUGCCCCUGCCUAGAAGGACUCGUGUGCAAAAAGAUGCCCCCUAACCGAGAGGCCUCAUUUGAAUACCGGUCGGAUAAAAGUGUCUGGAGAUGCCAAAAACAAUAG
Molecule: messenger RNA, 582 nt
Organism: Zootoca vivipara (common lizard)
Lineage: Eukaryota; Metazoa; Chordata; Lepidosauria; Squamata; Lacertidae
Product: dickkopf-related protein 3-like
Biological process (GO): negative regulation of canonical Wnt signaling pathway; multicellular organism development
Cellular component (GO): extracellular region
Molecular function (GO): receptor antagonist activity; co-receptor binding
Source: RefSeq, a predicted model, not a curated record